Messenger RNA from Pundamilia nyererei, 1982 nucleotides. It is a transcript of the gene ndufaf6, whose product is annotated as NADH:ubiquinone oxidoreductase complex assembly factor 6. Bases 94 to 1089 code for a protein of 331 amino acids. The transcript has 9 exons. Gene Ontology annotation, biological process: biosynthetic process; mitochondrial respiratory chain complex I assembly. The record is from RefSeq and is a predicted model, not a curated record. NCBI's taxonomy places the organism in Eukaryota, Metazoa, Chordata, Actinopteri, Cichliformes, Cichlidae. Gene Ontology annotation, cellular component: mitochondrion.
AUUUUAUUGAUAAAUAAAUAAAUCUGCUGGUUCAAGGUGGUCGGUGAACUAUUUUGAUGUAACACAAGGUCGGGGUGCACGCUAAAGGGGAACAUGGCGGCUGGUGUUAGUGUGAAACAUGGAUUAUUAUGCAGCAAAGCCCGGCUGGUUUAUGGUCUUCAGAGGAAAAUAUCACCUUAUAGUGUUUGUAUCCAGCGAGCAGCCGAAAUACAGAGUGUGAGGGCAUCAACCAGCACGACGGGAGACUCACAACACACUCAAAAGUACUGCCUGGAUCUGGUUAGGUCCAGAGACUAUGAUGGUUUCCUGUCCUCUCUCCUCCUCCCAGAGAAGGCACGGCGCUCUUCUCUGGCUCUGAGGGCCUUCAAUGUGGAGCUGGCACAGGUGAAGGACUCUGUUUCCCAAAAGACCAUUGGUUUGAUGCGAAUGCAGUUUUGGAAGACGGCUAUAGAAGAAAUCUACAGAGAUGAGCCUCCGAACCAACCAGUUAGCACUGAGCUGUGGAGGGCAGUGAGGACACACAAACUGACAAAGAGAUGGCUGCUGAGGAUCAUAACAGAGAGAGAAAAGGACUUGGAUGACAGAGCCUACAGGAACCUUCAGGAGCUGGAGGCGUAUUCAGAGAACACACAGUCAUCCUUGAUUUACCUCCUGCUGGAGUGUUUAGGUGUCAAAAAUGUCCAAGCGGACCACGCAGCGAGUCACAUCGGUAAAGCUCAGGGAAUCAUAACAUGUCUGAGAGCGACUCCUUAUCACAGCAGCCGACGGAAAGUCUACCUGCCCAUGGACAUCUGCAUGUUGCACGGAGCUUCUCAGGAGGAUUUCAUCCGGGGCAGCCGGGAGCAGAACAUUCGGGAUGUUGUGUAUGACAUCGCCAGUCAGGCUCACGUGCACCUGCAACAUGCACAAUCCUUUAGCCACAAUGUUCCAGCAGCUGCCACUCCAGCCUUCCUCCCCACUGUGGUGUUGGAGGACUAUCUUCACAGAGUGAGGAGGGUGGAUUUUGAUGUUUUCCACAAGAGUCUACAGAACAGAAAUCCCCUUCUCCCAAUCCAGCUGUACAUCCGCUCCUGGAAGAAGACUUAUUGACUUCAUUUCUCUUCUUCCUUCAGCCUUUUUAAGGACUGCUGCAGGAAAUGAAGUGCAGGGGAUUUAUCUCACCACUACCACCAAAAAACCACAAACCAUACCAGACCAAGUCUGUGGUUCCCACAACAGCUUAUAUCUUUGAAAUAUUUGUUUAAUCCACAAGUUCACUGGAGGUGUCCUGCCAUCCUGAUCAGAAAAUGCUUGUGUAAUGUUUUAUUCACAAUGUAUGAAAACUUUGAUCAGAUGUCUUCUCGUGGCUUACAGAAAAAUCUAAUUGCAAAUUGGGUCAGUUGUUGUUGUUGUUGUUGUUGUUGUUGUUGUUUUUUCACUCGUCGUUUCUGUAAUAAACACAAACUUACAAGUUGAGACCUGUGGGAUGUUAGAAGUUACCUUUGCCGAGCUGGACUUGUACGUUGUUUGUAUUAACUCUCUUCCUACAGUAAAGUCUAUUUUUAGUAACACAUACAAUUUUUACAUCUAUGUAGCUUUUUAGUGUUAUGUCAAGUUGUCUAUUUGAUGAAUACGACGCUGCUACUGUGCUGUUGUUGUGGACAUGUUCACUGAAACAUGAAACGCUGAGGUAUGACUUCAAGCUUUAGCUUCUGAGAUCUGAGAAAAUAGUGGGUGAUAAAACCGGAGCAGUCAGGUGGGUUGGAAACAAACCUCUAGGUGAAUAUUUAAUAAAAACACUUUGAGAGUACCUGCAGACAGUUUUUUUUCAAACAUUAGUGACCAACAUUAUGCCUCCCCAGGAACACAAUACAUGUAGCAGACAUGUUAAUUCUGUUGUGAGCUGUGCUACCGAUAUGGUUUCUACUGUAUGUGGAAUUGACAGGAGCCUGAGGGACAGACCUCGGGACAGUUACAUUAAAAAAAUAAAUAAAAAGAAACUA